Molecule: messenger RNA, 9629 nt
Organism: Corythoichthys intestinalis (scribbled pipefish)
Lineage: Eukaryota; Metazoa; Chordata; Actinopteri; Syngnathiformes; Syngnathidae
Gene: map3k10
Product: mitogen-activated protein kinase kinase kinase 10
Exons: 11
Coding region: 1577-4786 (1069 amino acids)
Biological process (GO): protein phosphorylation; signal transduction
Cellular component (GO): cytoplasm
Molecular function (GO): ATP binding; protein binding; MAP kinase kinase kinase activity
Source: RefSeq, a predicted model, not a curated record
UCGGCGGCCGCUCAGUGUGCCUCACUGCCUCUGUGGUUCCAGCGGACUAAAGGCGUCCUCUGCUGCUGUGCGUGUUCCUUGACACCGCACAUCCUCCAUGGGAUAUAUGAACCCAAACUGGUUCUACCGACAGCUUCCUUCACUCUGGGUCAGCGGCGGGCCGGCCACUUGUUCCCUGAGCUAAGUGCACGUAAGCCGGGUUGGAUUUGUUCAGACGCCGAGUGGGUCGUCCGGUGUAUUUGACAGCUCGGCGUGUCGAAAUACCGAUGGAGCUUUUUUGAGGACAUUUGGAGGUUUGGCACGACGAGUGACUCCACGGAGGUUAGACGUCUGCGUGAUGUGUAUCCCUAAGAUGCCGCCUUACGCCCAUAACAAGUCGAUGGAUGUUGCUAUGCCCACGGCGCAGGUUGGGUUACAGUAAAUAUUUGCUUUUACUAUAGCGCAGCCCUUCGGAUGUGGCCUAAAUCACUGUUGAAAUAUUAUCAUAUGGAACGUGGCCUUCAUUUAUGUUGCACAUUUCGAAUGAUGUUAUUAAAUUAUUGUUUUAUCUUGUGAUGCUGCUACUUGUCUUAAAGAAGCCCCGAGACAUUUAAAGACUCCCUCAGCAUCCUCCACUGAUGGAUAACCACCCACUAAAACGAGAAAGCCUCCCCUCUGCUCCCAUUGACAGUCACCCUGGGUUUGUUGUGUCCACAAUGAACUGCUUUCCAGCUGUGGAUUGAACGGUUGGCUAUGAGUGGACCCUCUUUCUAGAGGCUGUCCGGGGGCCGUUUGAGCACAGUGGCCAUGUAUGCAGGAUUUAGGCCGGGCCAGCCUGUCGGGAUGUAGGGCACGGAAAAGCCAUCCAUCCAUUCAGCCAUCUAUGCCAUGCAGUAUAGAGAGAAAGCAGCCCAUAUUCAUGGAGAUGGCUGAUGGGGGAGGAGCGUCUACGCUGGAUAAUGAGGACCCCUGCUCAGAGGAUUGCACUAGGCUCUGUCAAAGACUGUCAUCUUUACUGGUAGUCUAACCACAGUCAGUACCCUACAAAUCUGAUCUAAUGACAACCCCUUUUUGGAUGAUCACAAUUCAUGGAAAACUCAUCCAGGCGACAGCAUGGGUAAUUGGCUUCCAGUUUGAUUGAGAUGGACAUUUACCUAUUGACUGUAAUGGGGAAGUGGGAAGUUAUAAGACAGUGUUUUAUGAGGAAUGAGGGAUAGGAGCUAUGCCUUAAGAAGAUUGCACGUGCAGUUCAUACAGCAAAGAUCCUGGCAGGUUUUAUAUAGAUAGUCAGGUAGUCGGGUAUUCUUAUGGCUUUGGAUUUUGACCUAAUAUACAUUGUUCCUGAAUAAACUGAGCCUUUUGGGAAUACGGGUGUCACCCCAACGCACAGCCUAAAGCAGGAGAGAAAUUUGCUGCUGUUUCAACAACAACAUGCAGGGAUGGGGGCACGGCAUUCCCAGUUCUUUGAUCUUCUCACCCCUUUUACCCAACCUUUGGUAGUCAAGGACACCUCGCAUUGGUUGAUCAGCCCACUGCGUGUAUCGUGCCUGAGUUGACAAACGGCAGGCUUACAUUGUCCAGCACCAGCCCGGCCUCCAUGAACCCUUACGGUAGAGUGAUCAACCCAGCGGCCCCCGUAUCCUGUGCGAACUGCGGGGGCUGCUGCUCUCCACCUUCCCCGUGUCUCAUUCCUUCCAUGACGUCCUUAAUGUCACCGAAUAUGACCCCACCACCUCUCAUGUGCCCUGCCCCAAUCAUGCAAGUGGAGAAUGGUAGUAGCUGGAACUCGUCUUUUUGCUCCCCGGAUUCUCACCCCGGUCUUGGCUGCACGGCACCCAACUCCUACUGGACGGCAGUGUUUGAUUACGAGGCCACGGCAGAUGAGGAGCUAACCCUGAAGCGCGGCGAUCUCCUCGAGGUACUGUCCAAAGACUCCAAAGUGUCUGGGGAUGAGGGUUGGUGGACAGGCAAGAUUCAGGAUAAGGUGGGCAUCUUUCCCAGCAAUUAUGUGACAAAGGGGGAUGCUCCCAACUACCAGCAGCUCACUGUGGACGUGGGUGAGUGUCCUUUGGAGGUAGACUUCUCCGAAUUGCUCCUGGAGGAGGUUAUUGGAGCGGGUGGAUUUGGGAAAGUAUACAAAGGGCUGUGGCAAGGAGAGGAAGUUGCGGUCAAGGCUGCGAGGCAAGACCCCGAUGAAGACAUCAGCGUGACAGCGGAGAGCGUGCGGCAGGAGGCCAGGCUCUUCUGGAUGCUCCGGCACCCCAAUAUUAUCGCUCUACGUGGGGUCUGCUUAAGGGAACCCAACCUUUGCUUGGUCAUGGAGUACGCCAGAGGUGGGGCACUCAACAGAGCCUUGGCUGGAAAGAAGGUGCCCCCCAGGGUGCUGGUAAACUGGGCCGUGCAGAUUGCGACAGGGAUGGACUACCUGCACAACCAGGCGUUUGUACCCAUCAUCCACAGAGAUCUCAAGUCCAGCAAUAUACUUAUUCUGGAGCCGGUGGAGCGAGACGACCUAAGCGAGAAAACCUUGAAGAUCACUGACUUUGGCCUGGCGCGAGAAUGGCACCAAACCACCAAGAUGAGCGCGGCGGGAACGUACGCCUGGAUGGCACCCGAAGUCAUCAAGCUCUCACUUUUUUCCAAAAGCAGCGACGUUUGGAGUUUUGGCGUUCUGCUGUGGGAGCUGCUGACCGGCGAGGUUCCAUACAGAGAGAUAGACGCACUGGCCGUGGCCUAUGGCGUGGCCGUCAACAAACUCACGCUUCCUGUCCCGUCGACAUGUCCUGAACCUUUUGCUCAGCUCUUAGCAGAGUGCUGGAGCCCGAACCCCCACAGCAGGCCGUCUUUUACCAGUAUUCACCACCGGCUGCUGGCCAUAGAACAGUCGGCCAUGUUCCAGAUGCCCCUGGAGUCCUUCCACUCCUUGCAGGAAGACUGGAGGCUGGAGAUCCAGCAGAUGUUUGACGAGCUGCGGGCCAAAGAGAAGGAGCUGAGGUCUUGGGAGGAGGCGCUGGCCCGGGCGGCCCAAGAACAGCGGGAGCAGGAAGAGCAGCUGAGGAGGCGAGAGCAAGAGCUGGCCGAGCGCGAGAUCGACAUCGUGGAGCGCGAGCUCAACAUCAUCAUCCAUCAGAUGUACCAGGAAAAGCCCAGCGUGAAGAAGAGGAAGGGGCACUUUAAGAAGAGCAGGCUGUUGAAGCUGUGCAGGGAUGGCAACAGCAUCAGUCUGCCCUCUGGUUUUGAGCAUAAGAUCACGGUGCAGGCGUCCCCCAGCGUGGACAAGAGGAAGAUGCAGGGUAGCGAGAGUACCACGCCGCCCGCCAGCCCUGGUGUCAUUCCACGCCUCCGAGCCAUACGACUGACCCCAGGUGAUGGCAGCAAGACGUGGGGCCGAAGUGCAGUUUGCAAGAAGGAAGACAUGUCUGCCGGCAAGAAGAAAGGGCGCACGUGGGGGCCCAGCUCCACCCACCAGAGAGAGAGGGUCGGGGGCGAGGAGAAACUAAAAUCCCUAAGUGAGGGCUGCAAAGUGUGGUCCUCCAGUGCCCCCAACCUGGGCAAAUCCCCCAAACAUGUCCCCAUGACGGUGGGCUUCUCCAGCCUCAGUGAAAUGGAGGAAUGCUGUGAGCUGGACGAGUCGCCAGGUUCCCUGCAGCCUUCCGAAACCAGCAGCAAUGGGGCAGCUGAUGACUCUGGGUCGCUGUGGAGCAAUCUGGGUUCCAGCACUGCCGUCAGUUCGUCCGGCACCAGCUCCGCUCAGGGUUCUGUGGGCACGGCGCCGGACCACCAGGACUCAUUGAGACGCUGCGGCCAAAGGAAGCGGAGCGACAUGCUACUGUUGGGUUGUGCUUCUCUAUUGGCCUCUGUGGGCCUGGGGCAAGAUUUGCUGCAGCUGGGAAGACUACAGGUGCUCCAAGACGAGCAAGACGUGAGAGAAGAACAGCGGAAGAAGAAGGAAAGCCUUUUCCAGCGCACAGGGCGUUUCCGUCGCAGCACAUCACCCCCCAGCAGAAACAUGUCCUUGUCCCUUUCUCGCCAGCAUGACUGCACGCUACCCUCCCUGGACCCGUCGCCGUCUGUCACGCUUCUCUCCUUGUCCUCGCUGUCAGACUGCAACUCCACCAAGUCCCUCCUCCCCUCUGACCCGGACGACUAUCCGCUGACGCCGGCCGGCACGCGGGUGCCCCUGCCGGCGGUGCCCUCCCUCAACCCGUUGCUGGACUUCCGGACAGAGAGUUUCAAGAAGGAGCCCAACAGGUCGCUAACGCCCACCCACGUGUCCGCAGCAACGGCGGUCAACAGGGGGCACCGACGCACCCCGUCAGAUGGCGCCAUUCGACCUCAGGCGCAGACCCUUGUUCAUCGCAGGACGCCGUCUGAUGGGAGCGUACCUGUCACCCCUCCACUGGGGGGAGCCGUCAGCUCGGCCAACAAAGGUGCUCCGGACCCCCUGGACGUCCCUCGGCUGUCAGACCCCUCCUUCAUCUUCCCGCUCCCCCAACGCCGUAAAGCCCCUGCACCACCCAUUCCAGAGCCGGCCCCCUUCUGCCUCAUUAGCCCACUAGAGCGACCCAAGACGUUGGAGUUCACCGCCCGUCCUCGACCCGCUCCCACCCGAGUGCGUGCCGACCCUCGUAGACCGGGCUCUCUAUCAGGUACCCGUGUCUGCGACGGCCCCCUCACAUCCGGGAAAGGCGGCCCUGCGCGGCCCAGCCUGAUGGACAUGGACAUGGAGGGGCAAAGCUUAGACCCCACGGUACCUCUGUGCGGGAACUUACAGCCCGCCGGCCUUUGCGGACAACAGUACACAUAGUGAGGACUUGUUGCUUUUUGUAUCGCAAACCACAAACUGGAAAACAUUCCUUCUUCUUUGCACCCCACUAAGGCAGGGGUGUCAAACAUACGGCAUAGGCCGCAAGCGGCCCACCAGGGGAUCCGAUCCGGCCCGUGGGGUUGUUUUUCCUGUCAGGCACGUUGUAACCCAUUCAUACUGUACAUACAGAAUCACGGGGUUUAAUUUGACAUCGGCGCCGUAUAACUGGAGAUUUGUGAUUUGUGUGGUCAUGUGUGUGUACUUGGCUCACUUUUGUGUCCACACUCACAUUUGUUCAUUUGCCCCAUCUCAGUCAAAAUGGCCGUCAAUGGCAGCCAACGAGUUAACGAGCAAGUGGCCCAAAAAUGCCCCAAAAUCAACAGGAAGUGACCAAUGAACCAGAAAUGGCCCGGAAAUGCCCUAAAAUCAACAGGAAAUGAUCCAAAAUAUACAGAAUGUCACAGGAAGUGAUCCAUAAGUACCCUAACAUUACAAGGAAGUGAGCCGAAACUAACGCCAGUGACAAUAAUAGACGUCCAAUUCACUUUAAAUGCGAAGGUUGUGAAUGCUCAUAUUUCAGUGCCAUUUACAGCGUGCCCCUCCCAGUCAAAAUAGAUUGGACAUCUAGCGCCUUCAAUGAGCUAACUUUUUUGGGCCAAAAAUAAACUGGUCCGGCCCACACAAAAACUAAUUCCUAUGAAAGUAGCUCCGGGAACCAAAAUGAGUUUGACACCCCUGCACUAAGGUGUGAAGACCACCCAUCAUUUCCCCUGAUGAACUGGACCAUGACUGAGAUGCCUCAAAAAGCCAUUCCGACAACAACGUACUCGUUCACUAUACAUCCACUUCCUACCUUCUGCUUGCGUCCUUCCAACAGAAUAAUAUACAUUGAAUUGUUCCGUCAUCCACGUGGUGUUUUUCCCUUCAUCUUCUCGGGCAGCACCAACAAACUUGUUGCAUUAAAAAACAAAAUCACAGUUAUUUUGUCCCCUCAAAGUGUGAAAUGUUGGCAAAAAAAAAUCCUACUAAUGGAGGCAAACAUCAACAAAUUAAACCACCAAGAAAUAUUCAUCUGUUCAUUCCGCAUUCUCUGUAGCACGUUUUUUACCACAAAGGAUAUAAGGGCCACGUUAAAAAAAUGCUCCAAGAAUUAAGAAACUUUAACAAAUGCCAUGUCUCCAUUUUAGAAAAGUACAUUAACGUAAAUUCUACACCACCUAAAUUUAAUAAAAAUAAUGAAUGAAUGCACAUAUGACUAUAGGCGGCAGAUGUCCACAUUUUAACAUAGGAUUUUUACAUAGAAAGAAAGGGUGGAUGGAUCAAAAAUCUCCUAACAAACCACAUUAACAUCAUCAAAACGCCGAGUUGGACCCUCCUUAUUCAUAUGUGGCCAAACAGUGUCACAAGUCCCACUAGUGUGUUCACAGCAGGGCUGUUUUCGCCAUCAAUGACGAUAACGAAGUCGAACAAAUUUUUCAUGACGACAAUGAGCUAAAAACGUGGCUUGGGAUACUAGAACAUAAGAUGAAUGCCAGUUUUCGUCUGACGAGACGACAAUGAGACAAAAAUGCGACAUCUUUUCUGUCAAAUGUUCACAAUGCGUGACAUUUUCAUAUUGCACGUGGAGUAUGUUAGCUUGCAUCAUGGCAGUGUUUGGGUCGUGUCACCUACAGUAUGUGAGAUGUGCUGCGCCGCUCCCUGAGAUAGGCUGUGCGCCAUCUCACUUGUUUGGAAACAUGGUAAGAUUUGCAAUAUGGAAUGUUGCUUUCGCUUCUGUGCUGAGUGACCAUCAGCCACUAAAUGUAAUCAGUGUAGCAUUCGCAUUAGCAUUAGCGUCAGAAUGGCAAGCGCCCUGUUAAACACUGGGCAGUCUAAAGCAGAUCCACUUGGCUUUUCUGAUCAAUAUGUCUAGAGGAUGUUAAAUUCUUCUUUUUUAACAUACAGUUAGUGGCGUCUAGGUAGGUUUAAUUGAAAUUUCAUUGAUUUUUCCUGCUAAGUGUGUAUUAUCAUCCCAAAGUUGGCAAUGAUUUUUUUAAACGUUACAAUAUGCGCUCGUCUGUCUAUGUUCAUUCGAAAUUUGAAUUUUACAGACGAAAAUAUUUUGAGUAACUGUCGGCUAAAACUAGACAAAAUAUGAGAUUUGGUCGACUUAAACUAGAUGAAGACGAAAACAUUUUGAAAUUACGAAAAUAUGACAAAGACUUAAAAAGUAUUUUCCUCCUAGACAAAAUUUAAAAGGGCUGCCAAAAGCAACGCGGAUUCACAGCCUUUUUAAAACCAUAUAAGCAUUUAAAUUUAAAACUAGUUUGUGAUAUAUGCGAAAAAAAAAGAAAAGAAAGAAAAAAACAACUUGACUCCCGAGUUCACAAAUCCCAAUAGUGCUUGCAAUAGCUUUAGCAUAGCAACUUUGCUGUAGCCCAUUAUCAAUUCUUUUUAAAUCUGUCAAACCUCUUUUGGCUAUUAUUAACCGGCUUUGGACGAAGUCUUCUAAAGCGAUAAAAUCCCCCUGUACUCCAUUAAAAUGGCUAGUAAUGUUUUGGAGCUAGCAUAACAUUUUCAUCAUAGCAUACUGUGCAUUCCUUUUUAAAUCCGUAUCAUCACCAAUUGUUAGCUUUAAAUCAUUCUUCUCUGGUAACGCCAAGCUUUAGACAGAGGCCUUUUUGCCGAUAAUAUCUCUAGCUUGUUUAAAGUGAGACGAAGCGGCUAGCUCAGUCAGCACUAGCAACUGAAAGUUAUGUCAUAGCAAAAUGUGAAUGGUCUUUUGUAAAAAUCUGUCAAACCACACAUUGUUGGCCUUACAUUUUUCUUCUGUAAUGACACCAAGUAUUGGAUGAAGCCUUCCAAUGUGACAGAAUCUCUUUAGUACCCAAAGAAAUUGUACAUACAAGCAUACAUUCCUUUUUAAAUUUAUCUCACCACUUAUGUUUACCCUAAAUUCUUCUGUUGUAGCUCCAAGCAUCGGACGGAGCCCCCUUCAUCGAAAAUCGCCAGAUAGACGUUCGACAAAGCAGCUAGCUUAGUCAACACCAUCUACUGAAAGUCAUGUCGUAGCAAAAAUUUGAUAUCAUUUUUUAAAAACAUUUGUCAAACCACACAUGGCUAGCCUUAACUUAUUCUUUAGUAAUGACACCAAACAUCGGGUGAGCUCUUUAAUGAAAACAGCUUGUAUCAGUGUUAGCAUGGCAGUUUUGUCGUAGCAUUGGCUGCCGUUGAUGGCGAUAGACGCUCUAUCGCUGCCAACCAGUUUAAAUGGAUUGGACGUCUCACUUAGGGUGACCAUAUUUUGAUUUCCAAAAAAGAGGACGCUCGGCCCAGCCUUGAGAUACUUAAAUUUUACUUGAAGUUUACUCAAAGAUGCCUUAACACUUUAAAACAUUUAAAGUAUGCCUCUUCCGUCUGGAUAGAAAAAUUCAGUUUUAUAAAAAAAUAAUAGUUAUAUAACCAAAGACACAAAUUCAAAUUCGCAGAGGUUACCUAACAGGCUUUGUUAUUCCUAAAAUAAUAAUGCAAAAAAACACUGGAAUUGAUUAGUGAUGAAAAGAGGCCUCUUCUGUAUUGGCGAAUCCUUGAAUACUUGAACAAAAUAAUAGCAAUCUUUUUUAAUUCUUACUGUACAAAUAAAUAAUCUGAAACAAUGUUCUAAAUAAUACCUCUUCUGUAGAAAAUCCAGCUUUCACAAAAAGCUCAUUUCUCUUUCCAGUAAAAUAAUGUAAAUUAAACUGUAACCUCAAGACUAUCCUUGCAAUUGUCGUUGACAAAUUGUUAAUCCCACUCAAUUAUUAUUCUCAUUCAAUGUUCUAGAUUACACACAAACAAUAACUGAAAUAAACGAUUACAACAGCAUGUUUCCAAAUGCAGCACUUCAAAACUAUAUAUCCCGUAAUGACUAGCCCAAUUUAACUCACUGACAGCUAGCACCGGUAGCCGAGGCAAAAAUCAAAUAUUGCGAUAAAAGUUUAAAAUCAUCGGCAGCGUAACAAUGCAACACCAAACGGGAUUUUACAAAUCACACUGGUGAAAAGCUCCAAAGUCAACAGUUGCCGAAAGGUAAAUUUAGCUAGUGUACAUACCGGAGGUGGGUAGAGUUGCCAAAAAAGGUACUCAAGUACGAGUAGCGUUUCUUCAAAAUAAUAUUACUUAAUUAAAAGUAAAAGUAGUCAUCCCAAAAAAUGUACUCAAGUACAAGUAAAAAGUAUGCAGUGAAAAGAAUACUCAAGUGCUUUUUUUUUAAUGGUAUUUUUUCUUUCGUCACAAACUAUCUAUAUGAACGGUUGUUAUAAUGAUACUGUAAAAUAACCCAUUACAAAAAUACAAAAAAAAAUUAUUGAAUUCCGGCAAGAUAGAGAAAAAAAGAAGACAGAAAUGAAGCAUUAUUUGUCCAAAGAGCAUGAGAGCCUUCUAGUGGAGAAAAUCGUUUCCUAGUUUGAAUAGUGAAUACUUCCUUCAUAGUUACUAUUAAAAUAUUAAAAGUAAAAGUAUAUCUCCGGUUUUCUGUGGUCAAUUUGUUCCAAAUAAAAACUGGGAGAGAGGUUUAAUCCGCUCUUUCGAUUCAUGUUGAGGGAGGCGCUCUAUGUCAUAUACUUCAUUUUUUACGGUGCUUUAAAGACGCCAGGUUAUUGAACAGGCUGUCGUGAUCAAAGAACGGCAAACAUGCGUCAGAUUGUGUAAUGGAGUCACGUGAUUAUUGUUGCGACGUCUCACUGGUGAAAUUGGUCGCGCUACUCUUGGCAUUGCUGGCAAAAAAAAAAAAAAGAUUUAUGCAUAGAAUAAGGAGGAAAAAUGUAACGGCGAUUGUGUAGCCCGAAGUAGUGGAGUAAGAGUAGCUUUUUUUGUCCUUACAAAU